AUGCUCGAGGCUUUUGAAAUUCUUACCACCUCCGGUGUUGUACUAUGGUCCAAGUCCUACGCUCCUGUGGGGUCUCAUGUCAUUAACAGCCUGAUCAACGACGUUUUUAUCGAGGAGAAAGUCGCGCCCCAAAGCGUCUCAGCUACAGGAGUUUCUCCGAUAUUUAAGAAGGAAAAAUAUACGCUCAAAUGGAAGCGGGUCAAGGAAUUCAAUUUGAUCUUCGUGGCAGUCUACCAAUCACUGCUUCACCUCGGAUGGAUUGACAAGCUCCUGGAAAACAUCUCGACUAUUUUCAUCGACGUCUACAAGGAUCAGCUCCAGGGCAACCGCUCCAGAAUCACCACCUACCGAUUCGAGCCCUACUUUGAACAGCAAGUGCGAGAGCUCGAGGAUAAUACUGGUGGUGCCUCAGAGGUCUACACUGUUGAGACUGGUGACAAGAAGGAUCCGCUUGUCUCAUCGGACAAUGGAGGCCCGCCACCGCCGCCGAUUCCUGGCCUUAUGAAAGCGCAGCAUCAAGCUGCGCUAGCCGGGACUACCUCUGACGAGGGUACGCCACCGGCAACUCCUGAUACUUCUAGGUCUUCAACUCCCCUCGCCAGCCACAUCCUCACCGGAAAAGCUGGUCCUGGCGGCCGAGGCUCUCGCCGAUCGCGCAAAGCUGCGAAUUCGAGCACCAACGCUUCGUCAGGCGAUGAGGUUUCGCGCAAGGCAAAGCCUGUUAAGGGUUCUGCCAAGAAGAUGCGUAAAUGGGAUGCCAGCGGGUUCGCUGACGAGGAUGAUGGUGAAAUUUUGGAUUACUCCGCUCCGGCUGGUGAUGGGGAAGCUUCUGCUCCUGCUGUAGAGGCUGUCGCGCCGGAAGACUGGGGUCGCAAGACUGGCAAGGGUGAAUUUGUCCUGAAAGACUUGGGCGACGAGGUUCACAACAUUUUGGACAAUGCCGAUGCGGAAAAGAGCAAGGGAGCUGCGACUGGCUUCCUUGGUUCUGGCUUCAAUGCCGUUGGUGGUCUGUUCCGUAACAUUGUUGGUGGUAAGGUCCUUACGGAGAGCGACCUCCAGAAGCCACUCAAGGCGAUGGAGGAUCAUCUCCUAAAGAAGAACGUGGCUCGUGAAGCUGCCGUGCGUCUCUGCGAGGGCGUGGAGCGUGAAUUGGUCGGCAAGAAGACCGCAAACUUCCAAAGUGUCGAUGCAGCAUUGCGUAUCGCCAUGGAAUCAUCUCUGCGAAAUAUCCUGACGCCCACAUCCUCCUUGGACCUAUUGCGUGAGAUCAAUGCUGUGACCGCCCCAACCACCAAACAGCAGGCCCCUCGGCCCUACGUCAUGUCUAUCGUUGGUGUUAACGGUGUUGGAAAGUCCACCAAUCUCAGCAAGAUCUGCUUUUUUCUCUUGCAGAAUAACUACCGCGUUCUCAUUGCUGCCUGUGACACCUUCCGUUCAGGUGCAGUAGAGCAGCUUCGCGUUCACGCCCGCAACUUGAACGAGCUUAGCUCCCGAGAGAAUGUCGGUCAAGUUGAGCUCUACGAGAAGGGCUACGGCAAGGAUGCUGCCAACGUCGCCAAGGACGCCGUUGACUACGCUGCAAGCCAAAAGUUCGACGUGGUCCUGAUUGAUACCGCCGGCCGACGCCACAAUGACCAGCGACUCAUGUCUUCGCUGGAGAAAUUCGCCAAGUUCGCUAAUCCGGACAAGAUUUUCAUGGUUGGCGAGGCUUUGGUUGGAACGGACAGUGUCAUGCAGGCUCGUAACUUUAAUCAGGCCUUUGGAACAGGUCGGAACUUGGACGGUUUCAUUAUCAGCAAGUGUGACACUGUAGGCGAUAUGGUUGGUACCCUGGUCAGCAUGGUUCAUGCCACUGGUAUUCCCAUUGUCUUCUUGGGAGUGGGACAGCAUUAUGGUGAUUUGCGUGGACUGAGUGUUCCUUGGGCUGUCAACCUGUUGAUGAAGUGA
Molecule: messenger RNA, 1947 nt
Organism: Penicillium odoratum
Lineage: Eukaryota; Fungi; Ascomycota; Eurotiomycetes; Eurotiales; Aspergillaceae
Product: signal recognition particle receptor subunit alpha
Exons: 3
Coding region: 1-1947 (648 amino acids)
Biological process (GO): SRP-dependent cotranslational protein targeting to membrane
Cellular component (GO): signal recognition particle receptor complex; endoplasmic reticulum membrane
Molecular function (GO): GTP binding; GTPase activity; signal recognition particle binding
Source: RefSeq, a predicted model, not a curated record